This is a messenger RNA of Cuculus canorus (common cuckoo), 5966 nucleotides long. RefSeq names its product MLLT1 super elongation complex subunit (gene MLLT1). Gene Ontology annotation, biological process: regulation of DNA-templated transcription. Lineage: Eukaryota; Metazoa; Chordata; Aves; Cuculiformes; Cuculidae. The record is from RefSeq and is a predicted model, not a curated record. Bases 127 to 1800 code for a protein of 557 amino acids. Gene Ontology annotation, cellular component: super elongation complex. The transcript has 12 exons.
GGGAAAACGGAGAGCGGCUUCGCUCAUAGAGGGGGGGAAGAGAGACCCCCCCUCGCCGACCGCCCAGCAUAAACCGCCGCGGCGGGAGCGAGCGAGCGAGCGGGGCCCACGGCGCUGCGCCCAGCCAUGGACAAUCAGUGCACGGUUCAAGUCAAACUGGAGCUGGGGCACCGAGCCCAACUGCGGAAAAAGCCAACCACUGAAGGGUUCACCCAUGACUGGAUGGUGUUUGUCCGUGGCCCAGAGCAGUGUGACAUCCAGCAUUUUGUGGAGAGGGUGGUCUUCCGGCUACAUGAGAGCUUCCCAAAACCCAAGCGAGUGUGCAAGGAGCCCCCGUACAAGGUGGAGGAGUCUGGCUACGCCGGCUUCAUUAUGCCCAUUGAAGUGCACUUCAAAAAUAAGGAGGAGCCGAAAAAGGUUUGUUUCACGUAUGACCUCUUCUUAAAUCUGGAGGGAAAUCCACCUGUGAACCACCUUCGCUGCGAGAAGCUGACUUUCAACAACCCCACUAAGGAAUUCCGACGCAAACUCAUCCGGGCUGGCGGGGUGAUGGUAAUGCCAGAAGGAGCAGAAACGGUUUCAAGGCCAAGUCCCGAUUACCCGAUGUUACCCACAAUACCGCUCUCUGCCUUCUCUGAUCCCAAGAAGACCAAACCAUCCCACGGGUCAAAGGAUGCAAGCAAGGAAAGCAGCAAGGCAUCUAAGCCCCACAAAGUAACCAAGGAGCACAGAGAGAGGCCAAGAAAAGACUCUGAGAGCAAAAAUUCCUCCAAAGACCUUGAAAGAGAACAAAACAAGCCGUUGAAGGACUCCUCCAGAAAACCAACUGAGAACAAACUGCCUAAGGAGGAGAAGGCACCUCCAAAAGCUGCUUUCAAGGAACCAAAACUGGCCGUGAAGGAGACCAAACUGGAGAACACUUCUCCAAAGGGUGGGCCACAGCCGGAGUUGAAGUCUUCCAGCAAGAGGCCCUCCAACGUGGAGUCACCAAAGCCCAGUGCCAAAAAACAAAAAAAGAGUAGCUCCAAAGGGGUGAAGAAUAUUCUAGGGACAUCUCCCAGAACCUCGUCUUCCUCGUACCCAGAGAAGAAACAAACCAAGGAGAAGAUGAAUACCAAAGUGGAAAAGGUAAAAUCUGAAAGUGAGGCCAAGGAGAUCAAAAAGCCAGUGGAAAUGGAGGAGUCAAAUUCGGAGGAUGAAACUUCUUUCAAGUCGGAGGGGGUUAAGUCUGUCCAGUCCAGCCCUUCCAACUCCAGCUCCAGCUCUGACUCCAGCUCUGACUCGGAUUUUGAGCCAUCUCAGAACCACAGUCAAGGCCCGCUGCGCUCCAUGGUGGAAGAUCUGCAAUCAGAGGAAUCAGAUGAUGAUGACAGCUCCUCUGGAGAAGAGGCAGCAGUCAAAGCAAACCCAGUCAGCCGGGAUUCCAGACUGAGCCUUAGUGACAGUGACAGCGAUAACAGUGCCGAUUCCUGCCUGCCAAGUCGAGAGCCACCUCCUGGUCAGAAACUGCCUCCAGCAAAUAAUAAGGCAUCUGGAAGAAAAAGCCCAGAGUCUUGUAACAAGCCAGAGAAGAUCCUGAAGAAGGGAACAUACGACAAGGCCUACACUGAUGAAUUAGUGGAGCUUCACAGGCGACUCAUGGCACUACGAGAGCGCAAUGUGCUACAGCAGAUUGUAAAUCUCAUUGAGGAAACCGGGCAUUUUAACGUUACCAACACAACCUUUGACUUUGACCUCUUCUCCUUGGAUGAGACAACCGUCCGUAAGCUGCAGAGCUACUUGGAAGCAGUAGCAACAUGACGCUUGGCCUUAGAAGCAGGCUGCUUUUGAAACCAGAAAUCCCGUUUAUUGGUACCAGGAAACAAACCCAUGGAACUAGGCCUUCUUAUUCUCUUGAUUCACCCGAAGCACUGCCUUAGAGAACAGCCAUGCUCUAUGAAUGCACAGCCAGCUGCACUUUCUUGUAGGCUUCAACCAAGCGCCCCGAUUGCUGAGUCUGUCCUCCCUAGCUUCAUACGUCCGCUUGGGCACAGUCCUGAGUAGAGCAAAAGAUGUGCUGCACUUAGCUGCACAGUGUUACCUUUUUGGUUUUCCUUCAAGAAACUGUGUGUUAAGAGCACGUUUUAAGGCGUCUCUGAGAUCUGAAGAAGUGUGGAUGAUGUUUUCUUCACCAAAUCUAGGGACCAGCCUGCCUGCGGAGAGCUCUAGCGAGUCCCAAUUCCUCCAGCUCCAUGAAGAAGCGUUCAUGCUGUGUAAGUGAGAUUGGCUUUUACAAAGCUAGCUGAGAGACUGAUGACAGAGGAGGCUUCCCGGGGUCCCGCUGCUCUGCUGCGGAGGAAAGGGGAUGGAUCCCAGUUUGGAUCACUUGCGAGUUCGCUCUGCCAUGGUCCAGUACAGAGCACUGCUGUUGUUUGGCUCCCGAUUCCUCCAGGGCAUCGUUCCACGCGCAGGACCUUCAGCUUCCUGCAGAGACAGCUCGUGCUCUUUGAAGAGGCCUCCAGAAUCUGCUGUCUCCCACUGGGGUUUUGAGAUGUCUUGUUUGUUGAUCUGAGCUCCUAAACAAAGUCUCACUCCUUUCAGUCUGCUUUAACUGUAAUAGGACUACAAACCUGUAAGCUGUAUAUUUUCUAUAUAUAUUAUAUAUAUGUAUGUACUGUAUGUAUAAGAAGGGCCUAGUUGGGUCUCAUGAUCUUAAGGGUGUGUUUUUCUGUUAUGUUUUCUAAUGGCUAUGGCAGGGGAAGGGCGCUUAAUAAGGUUUGACUUGUUUGUUCAAAUGCCUCUUGUGGACAGUUUUUAGUGUAUGAAAGCCUAACAGUGAUCUUCAAAGAGUUUUGUGCUCUGGAAGGGACUCACCUGGUGUCUUCUCACAUGUCAGUGUUUAAUAUCUUUGCCAAAAUCCGCGAUUGGUUUUGUUCUAUGUUCUCAAAGAGGAAUCUCCUACAGUGGCCCCUAUAGUAGUGGCUGUACUUUGGGAAAACCAAAACAAGGGAGACUUUUACCUUGGGACGCCCCUGGAAAGCGCUGAGGUACCGACUGAGCGCAGCCAGGUUCAUUUCCCCCCCACUCUCCUGCCGUGCUGCCUGUUGGCAGGAAACCUUAAACACUAAUCCAGACUCUGUCAUGUAUUCCUAGUUAAACUAGUAUUGACUCCAAGGGUUGUCCGGGUGGGUGUGAGGGAAGCUCUAUGGCUUUUGCCAAACCUGUGUUACGCUCCUGCUCCCCAAAUUCAGUAUUUUUUGAUGAACUGCUCAGUUUUUCCAAUCAGUGUCUAAGCUUUAGCCAAAUGUCGGGUGGGCUGCAGGCAGCGGGGAGGGGAUCGGCUCUCCGGAGGAGCCCUCCACUUGCAAGGAGACCUUGUGUCUGUGUCAGCCCUGCCUGGGAGCCAGGGGGCUACUUGCUCCAGGGUUUGCAGUCCCUUCUCUAUUAGGAAAUGGCAGUCCCUUGUUUUGGGUUACUCCUUUCUUUAUCAUGGAAAUGUUGCAACUAAUCAACUGAAGUGGCAAUAUGAUGAUAAGCUUGUUUGAGUUGGGUCAUGUUGACCCGAUUCCCAUUAAUUUUGUCUUUGUACCAUCUUUCAUGUGUUGGGGAGUGUGUGUGUGUGUGUAUAUAUAUAUAUAUAUAUUUAUAUAUAUAUAUAUAAAAAUCCAAGCUCAUGCCAGGUGCAAACCCUGUCACGACAGUGAUCUCCGCUGUUUUCUUUCUUGUUGGACAACGCCAAGCCUGGAUAGAACCCCUGUGUGUGGGUGUACAUGGAGAAGGUGGAGGGCAGCGGGAAUGGAGGAGCUGCAGUUCUGUCUCGGUUGGCAGCGGGAUGCACCGUGGUGGAGGAUGGCAGGCGCAGUCCCCGGGUGUCACAGCCUCACCCGUGUGCUGUGAGGUGCGAUGGGUACGUGCGCACCACUCGUGGGCUCCGUUGGGUCUGUGGUACCGGUGGCCGGCACAGCGUGGUGGCUGCCGCCCCGGCCCUGGCUCCCGUUGCCUCCCACCUGCUGCCCCAGUGAAGGGCGGGCUUGGUGACACUGUCCUGUCCCCGAAGCAAUAGGAGCAGCGGUGGAGGUGAGCCCGAGAUCUCCUGAGGGCUUUGCCUCUCCUCUCUCCACCCGGGUACCUUUCUCCCACAAGCAUUGCAUCCGCAUUGCCCAUCCCGGCAGCGUUUCUCCUAAGACUGUCAGGAGCCUCCAGUUCCCCCACAAGGGAUCGGAGGUGCCACUUCCCUUCCGCCCCCUUCUCGUGUUCCGAUCCGAAUGGUCACGCUGCUCCCAGCUGGCCCAGGAACACGUGUGGGAGGGUGUUCCUGAACUUUGCUGGAAGCACGCGGGGCUUCUGCCCAUGGCUGUGGCAUCGUCCUGUCCUGGAAUCGACUUUAUUCGUGAAGUCUAAUGAGCAUUGAUAGGAAUUUUGUUUGGUUUUUAUAAGAAGUAUUUUACACAUGGAUUUUUUUAGACUGUUUAUAAUCUCCUUGAAAACCCGAGAUAGGAUUGUUCCCCCAGCAAUAGCUCUUCUCCGUUGUGUGCACAUGCCGAGUUGUUACUAAGAGGUUUCUUGCAAGUACUUAGUUGUUCUACAGAGUUGUUGUUUUUUGGGGUAUGUGGUAGCGUCGGGGACCGCAGGAGGAAGGACUCCGCAAACAGGAUGGUCAUCUUCGGGCCUCACCUUGUGUCCCCUUCUAGUUCCAUGAGGGAGUUCCUGUGUAGAUUCCCUAUAGGCUGGCUGAAUGCUGUUCUGAACAUGCCGUGUACAGGUUUUUGUGGAUAAAGUGUUUGUUCUUGUGUCACUCUUGAGAGCAUGGAUGGAUUCUUGUACUCUAGGAAGGAGGUGGCGGUGCUGCCCUCAGCAUUGCUUCAGGUCUCCGAGGAUGUGUAGUAGCUUGCAUUGUUAAAAAAAAGGAAAAAAAAAAUAUAUCCCAAAUUGACUUCUAGCCAUAAUGGUUUUUCCAAGGAAAAUGGACAAAGUUCUGUUACUUUUGGGUGUCCUUCACCUUGUUACUGAGGGCACGAAUGAGUGCUGGUCAGUCUGAAGGCUUUCAGAGUUGCUGUGAGUUGGAGGUGGGAUCAGGACACGGCUUCCUUUGUCCUCGACCUUGGUAGGAAAGGGCAAAUGAGGGGCCAGGAGUGUUUUCCUGUUGUCUUGGUCUGCGUGUGUAUUAAGCUUUGAGGCUUUGAUUACUGACAUUUACUCUUAAAGAAAGCAAGGAAAGUGAGGCUGGCUGGAUCCCGACACCCCCGCCGAGGAGCCGCGGUCAGCCUGACCGCAGGGGCGUGCAGGGAUCUUGCCGCCCGUUCCAUUGCUGAGUGCGGUGAGAGCACCAGAGCCAGCGGAGCGAUUGAUGCAACAAUCCAGAAGCAGUUUUUGUCAGAUCUUGAACGUAUUUGAUGGUGAGAAAGGUUUAAACUCCCCUUUGGAGCUCGUCCCAUCCCGUUCUCUGCAAGCAGAGACCCGAGUCCCUCUGGUUCUGCAGGUUACAGCGUGGAAUGACCGGGAGCGUGGGUGGAGUGCUCGGAGGAAGCCUCUCUCUCCCAGUCCAGGAGCCAGGCACUUGCGAGUUGGGAUGCUCAUGUCGAUGCCGUAGACAAUGGGGUGCACCGUAUGCAGCUUCUAAAGGAGGAAACCCGCUCGGUAUCGCUUUCCUGGGGGGUGAAAUAGCCAUCAAAACUGACGAGAUGAGAUUGCACUCCUAAAGAAAAAUGUAAGUACUUCAACUUCUAGAUGAUUUUUAAUUGUAUUUCUGCUAGAGCCGAGGUAUUAAAUACCUCGUCACUUGAGGGGUUUAAAAGUUGUGUUGGGAAAAUGAAUUCUUCACUCAGCUGUAAGAAAUUCAGCUGGCCCAAGACUGAACUUCAAGAUUAAAAUCAUGUUUGUAAUAUGUUACAGGAUUGUUUGUCCUGAAUUUUAAACUUUUUGUUAAAUUUGUGGAACUAUGGAGGAAUUUUCUAGAAAAAGUGAAAUAAAGUAAGAUGGAAAAGUAC